AUGACCGAUACACAACAACUGAAAAUCUCUGUACCGCCUCCUCCUAUAGUUUCAGCACCGGGAGGUUCAACACCAACACAGAGUAACUUCUCAACUCCAUCAAAAAGAGGUCAUAGACAUAAGAGAUCAUUCGCAAUUUCAGGGGAUUUUGAGUUUUUGAAACAGCCUCCUGCAACUGCUCCAAAACCCUCCAUUCAUACAAUGUCUCCAGAACCUCACAUACUCAGCACACCACCACCAAAACACGAGCAAUUCAGACCAAACACGCAACCUGCUGUAUCUUUUGUAACACAACAACAUGAAAAAUCAGAUUACGAGCUUAGUUAUUCAGGGUCUGGCACUGGCAUGAAUGAAGUAUCACAACGAAAUCUCUCGCCAUUUAAAGUACCUCCAACUGUUGCAAAAGGAACUAAUUUAUUAACACCAAGUCCAAGGUUUUUUGUAAGUGAAGAACCGAGAUUCUCAUCCCCAUGCAAAGGUGUUCCUGAUGCUAUAAUUAACUUGGAUGAUGUGUUAAGUACAACGAAGCCAAGAUCAUUCAAAUCUCACAGAAGGACUGAGUCUGCACCUGCAUUUCUUGAAAUUGUACUGAACGGUAACAAUGGUUCUGCUUAUAAUGAUGCAGGGCUGAUGAUUAAGGAAGAGGACGAUAUAUCCGAAAAUAAUGACGCUGAUGAAGAAAAGAGAAGUGUAUCUGAAAACUUAUCUAAACUUCCCACAAGAGCGCGAUCUCAAAAUGAUAGAACAAAAGAUAGUUCAGAUUACUUGCCAUCAGUUUUGCUGUCACCUUUGAGACCUAACUCGCCAUUAAAACAAUACUCCACUAAAUAUGCCAGAGGAGCUAAUGAUAACGAAAUUGCGGAAAAGACUUUAGACGAUGGAGAUGACACAACAUUACAAAAUGAGGCUACAAACAAAUAUAAUUCUUUAAAGAUUAAGAGACAAAAGCAGAGGUACUCUCAUUACACAAGACAAUUACCUACCAAAGUGGCAGGAAAUGCUAUUCAAUCACAAACCUUGAAAGAACAAAACUCUUCUACGUCUUUAUCCUCAUCUAAUAAUUCUAAAUCUCCUCUUUCAGUUGCCCUUACUCCAUCAAAGAAUGGUAACACGCCAGUUACCCCUGCAUCUUUUAGUGAAAGCAAUCCUAACUGUAAUAGUGGACAUAACAAUUAUAAUAACUCAACUCAUAUUACGGGUAGUCACUCGAAAGGUUUAGAUGCUCCUAGAUUCCCCAUGAGUCCGUUCAGACCUUACGGGAGCAGUACUACGGCACAUUAUCUAGAUAAGGGUCACCAAAACUAUUCAAAAUACCGCAGAAACAGUGCAGGAUGUGUAUCCAGCUCCCAAACAUUUGCUUAUCAACCACAAGUUUAUGAUAUGCCAGAAAAUUUAAGGGACUGUGGUGUAAAACUAACCGAGGAUGAAGGUUCAAAAAGAACCAGCUCUCCUACUCUUGAAGAUAACGAAGGUGAGGAAAAAUCAAUAAGCCAAACCAUAUCAAAUACCACCUUUGAUCAUCAAACAGAUCAGAUCAUGGAUAAUGGUAGUAGAAACCCACUUUCCCAAGUUAGUUCAAAUUCUACUACUAAUCUUCGCAGUGGCACUGAUAGUAGACAGUUAUCGAGUGAAAUACUUCUUGGCGAACCCGGAGAGGCUGUUGACUUAUCAUCCUUGAACUCAAGAACUCGCGAAGCUCUAUUUGGAUUGGUUUCUUUGACAUUUGAUGACAAUAGUCCAUCUCCUUUAAUAGCGGAAAAAACUGGGUCAAGUUAUGCAUCUAGCAAACGUUAUGACCAUCCACAGUUUCAUGACAAUCGACCAGUUACACCAGAUCCAAAUACUAGAGAAAACAGGCAUAUUAGUGAUGGUGCUAUUGAGUCGAAAAGCAAUUUUAGUAUCAAAUCCACACCUAGAUCAUCCAGUCUAAAUAAAGAUGAAAUUCACCGGCAAGAUCCCGGAAAAAUGAGAAAACAUAGAUCUAAGUUCGACAAAUUUAUGAAUAUGUUCAGUAAAAAAUGA
Messenger RNA from Nakaseomyces glabratus, 2022 nucleotides. RefSeq names its product Lre1p (gene LRE1). Lineage: Eukaryota; Fungi; Ascomycota; Saccharomycetes; Saccharomycetales; Saccharomycetaceae. The record is from RefSeq and is a predicted model, not a curated record.